This is a messenger RNA of Aspergillus bombycis, 2388 nucleotides long. RefSeq names its product putative C6 transcription factor. Gene Ontology annotation, biological process: regulation of transcription by RNA polymerase II; DNA-templated transcription. The transcript is spliced from 4 exons. Gene Ontology annotation, cellular component: nucleus. Lineage: Eukaryota; Fungi; Ascomycota; Eurotiomycetes; Eurotiales; Aspergillaceae. Gene Ontology annotation, molecular function: RNA polymerase II cis-regulatory region sequence-specific DNA binding; zinc ion binding; DNA-binding transcription activator activity, RNA polymerase II-specific. Bases 1 to 2388 code for a protein of 795 amino acids. The record is from RefSeq and is a predicted model, not a curated record.
AUGUACGAAGAUCGCGAAUUAGGAAAUCAUAAUGAACAAACGUCAACAUCACCGGACUCGAUAUUAGUACCCCGACGGCGCCGACCGGCUCUUUCUUGUACCGUUUGCAGACGCCGCAAGCUCAAGUGCGAUCGAGCAUUACCGUGCUCGCAAUGCGUCAAGUCAAAGACCCCUGACCUCUGCGUUUACUCCGGACCCGCGUCGGGCCAGCCAUUGGAGAAUCGACCGAUGCGCACCGCUUCCGACCGGGCCAAUGUACCGAGUAAUCACACCAGCCCAGGUCAUAGUGGACUCUACGUCUUUGACUCGCGGCACCAGUCUACAAACCGAAUCACCAAGCCCAAAGGACGCCCCGAGGAAGUGCAAGAACUCCGACAUCGUGUGCAAGUGUUGGAAAGCGCUCUGUCCAGAGUUGGAUCCAUCCAAACGCCGGACAGUUCGGCGUGCGAGUCUGUGUCGGACUACGGACCCCGGAUAACCUCGGAGUCUCUACUACUCAGUGAGGACGUUAAGCAUCUACCAGGGCGAGCAUGUUUUAGGGGGAAAAAUGGAAAGACCAGGUAUUGUGGACGUUGUCAUUCGGCACUAUCUUUUUCAUUCUUCAAAGACGUGGCCUCCUACUUUCAAGACCGAUGCAUGCAGAAGAAGUCGAAAAGCCCGGAGUAUCUCAAGUUGAAAAAGUUCAGGGGCGAAAUGCUAUCUCGAGAGAAGCAAGAUCAUCAGAGGGCAUACCGUGAGAAAGCUUUCACGCUGGAAGAGAUGCUUCCGCACCGGAGAGUCGCCGAUGAGUUAGUCAACCUGUAUCUAUCCACCUUCGAAACGACAUAUCGAAUCUUGCACGUUCCGACAUUUCUCAAACAAUACGAGACAUACUGGGCCGGUACCGAAACCACUGAUAUGGCCUUUAUUGCCAAACUUCUGGCGGUGAUGGCUGCUAGUAGCUGCUUCUUUAGCCCAACAACGAGACUCAAUGAGAAAGAUACUUUGCAUAGUGCGGCGGGAGGGUGGAUCAUGGCAGUACAAUCAUGGAUCUCAUCCAUCAAUGUUAGCUCAACAAUUGACUUCAACAUGCUGCAGAUCCAGUGUAUCUUGAUCCUCGCACGCCAGGCUGACGCCACAGAUGGGGAUGUUGUCUGGAUCUCCUCGGGUUCUUUGAUCCGCUCUGCUAUGAUGAUAGGGUUACACCGGAACCCUGCGCGCUUUCCAAAGAUGACUAGGUUUUGGGCUGAGAUGCGUCGUCGUCUAUGGGCUACCAUCUUGGAGCUGGAUCUACAGUCAGCCUUGGACGGAGGUAUGCCUCCUUCAAUCGACUUAGACGAAUAUGAUUGUGACCCACCGUCAAACUAUGACGAUGACGACCUAAUGGAGGAUCUGACAGAGGACGUUAUCCCGAAGGACGCAGCGAUGGUGACACGCAGCAGUUUCCAGGUUCUGCUGUCGCAGUCGUUGCCGUUGCGUGUUAGGAUAGCGAAGUUAGUCAACAGUUUGAAAUUCACUUUGUCUUAUGACGAGGCAUUACGCCUGAGCGAGCAGCUGGUUCAGCACAGGGAUAGUGCCUUGGCUUUGUUCCCUGAUAACGCAUCCACAUCCAUUUCCCCUGAGAGCUUGCAGUUCACGAGGUCGUUCUUAGUGUUCGUCAUGGUCCGCUUUUUACUUGUUCUUCACCGUCCGUUCUCCCUCAGUGUGCAACUGUCGCCCAAAUUUUCCUAUUCACGGAAGAUCUGUCUCGAGUCAUCUUUGGAAAUGCUUUCUCAGUUGGAUGCUCCCGCUGUUAGCUUCCCAGAGGCACAGGCAUGUCCACAUCUAGGACAGCUCAGUGGGGGGAUGUUCCGCGACGAGUUUUUCCACGCCGCGAUCACCGUCUGUGUGGAGGUUUCCCUUCAAGCUACUGAGUUCUCCUCAUCGAAACAGCCUCCUGGCCAGAUUAGCUCAUUAAGUUCGCUGAAUGACUUGGUACGGUCCCAGCAGGAUGUCUUAGUCCGGGCCGUGGAGCAUACGCUGGACACCUUUGGCAGCCGAAUUUCGCCACGGGGGAAAGGGUGCAAGGCGUUUAUUUUCCUUGCAAUGGCUCUUGCAUCCGUUAAGGCGCGCCUGAAUGGAGAGGAUGCCUUAAGAAAGGUCGAGCAGGUGGCUGCAAAAUCCAUUAAGGACUGUGAACGGCUGAUUCGAGGGAAAGCAUGGACCGAUAUCCGAAGAGAAGAAGGUCCCGUUGUGCCGGAUAUCUCAACACCUAACGUGAACUCUGCGGCCUCUGAGAUACCGUUUGAUCCCGCGUUGGUUCCCUACGAGUCAGCUUCUGUUUCCCCACUUGACUUUGGUAAUUUGUUCGACUCGGUAGACUACGGAUUUCCGGAACUAUGGAAUAUGGACUUUUUCACAGGAUUUUGA